UCAGCGGUCAUUCAUUAUAAAGCCGCAAGUUCCUCCGUCUCUUUCCACCUUCAGCCAUUUUGACAAUGUUGGGAGCUGUGGGACGCUGCUGCACCGGGGCUCUGCAGGCUCUUAAGCCUGGGGUCCAGCCCCUGAAGGCUCUCGUUGGAUCCCCAGCCGUCCUUUCACGCAGGGACUAUGUCGCACCUGCCGCCGCUGCCGCCGUCGCCACCGGGCGCAUUGUGGCUGUCAUCGGUGCCGUCGUCGACGUCCAGUUCGAUGAGGGCCUUCCUCCCAUCCUCAACGCCCUGGAGGUCGCCGGCCGUGAGUCCAGGCUAGUCCUGGAGGUUGCACAGCAUCUUGGGGAGAGCACAGUGCGUACCAUUGCUAUGGACGGUACUGAAGGUCUGGUCCGUGGACAGAAAGUUCUGGACACCGGUGCCCCCAUCAGAAUCCCAGUGGGUCCCGAGACUCUGGGCAGGAUUAUGAAUGUCAUCGGCGAGCCCAUCGACGAGAGGGGUCCCAUCUCCACCAAGCAGACUGCACCCAUCCACGCUGAGGCCCCUGAAUUCACUGACAUGAGUGUGGAGCAGGAGAUUCUGGUGACUGGUAUUAAAGUGGUAGACCUGCUGGCCCCCUACGCCAAGGGAGGAAAGAUCGGUCUGUUCGGUGGUGCCGGUGUGGGCAAGACUGUGUUGAUCAUGGAGCUGAUCAACAAUGUGGCCAAGGCCCAUGGUGGUUACUCUGUGUUUGCCGGUGUGGGAGAGCGUACCCGUGAGGGAAACGACUUGUACCAUGAAAUGAUUGAGUCCGGUGUCAUCAACCUGAAGGACACCACCUCCAAGGUGGCGCUGGUGUACGGACAGAUGAACGAGCCCCCCGGUGCCCGCGCCAGAGUGGCUCUGACCGGACUGACCGUAGCAGAGUACUUCCGUGACCAGGAGGGUCAGGAUGUGCUGCUCUUCAUCGACAACAUCUUCCGCUUCACACAGGCUGGCUCUGAGGUGUCUGCCCUUCUGGGUCGUAUCCCCUCUGCUGUGGGUUACCAGCCCACUCUGGCCACUGACAUGGGUACCAUGCAGGAGAGAAUCACCACCACCAAGAAGGGUUCAAUCACAUCUGUGCAGGCUAUCUAUGUGCCCGCUGACGAUUUGACUGACCCUGCCCCUGCCACCACCUUCGCUCACUUGGACGCCACCACUGUGUUGUCCCGUGCCAUCGCUGAGCUGGGUAUCUACCCCGCUGUCGACCCCCUGGACUCCACCUCCCGUAUCAUGGACCCCAACAUUGUCGGAGCUGAGCACUACGAUGUCGCCCGUGGUGUGCAGAAAAUCCUCCAGGACUACAAAUCCCUGCAGGAUAUUAUUGCUAUUCUGGGUAUGGAUGAGUUGUCUGAGGAGGACAAACUGACUGUGGCCCGUGCCCGCAAGAUCCAGCGUUUCCUGUCCCAGCCCUUCCAGGUGGCCGAGGUCUUCACUGGCCAUAUGGGCAAGCUUGUGCCCCUCAAGGAGACCAUCAAGGGCUUCAAGAGCAUCCUUGCUGGUGAGUACGAUCCUCUGCCCGAGCAGGCUUUCUACAUGGUCGGCCCCAUCGAAGAAGUCGUUCAGAAGGCUGAGAAGCUGGCUGAGGAGCACUCAUAAACAUCCAAACAAUCUAAACUGUUUUGGGGAGAGAAACGGAAAGAGAAGGGGGGUCCUGUGGUUAGGAGCACUUGGUUUGUAAAACAUGUCAAAAUACAAAUGUACCUGUCUUGUCAUCUUAAAAGAAAGUUCUAUUUAAUGUUUCCAAUGGAAGAUGGAAUAAAACACUGUCUUUACACAAAACAGCUUGUCAACUGUAUAUUUCCUAAUAGGCUUUAAUAGUUGUAGCUGAGAAUCUUGUUCCUAAUGAGGCAUUUCAUGAAAUGGCUGUCCUUAUCCACUCUGACCACAAGAUGGCAGUCUUGAGCCAUGUUACGCUUUCUGAACUGUGUUGCAGCUUGUCUCGUACUGAAAUAAAACGGUGGACAAAGAA
Molecule: messenger RNA, 1992 nt
Organism: Dicentrarchus labrax (European seabass)
Lineage: Eukaryota; Metazoa; Chordata; Actinopteri; Moronidae
Product: ATP synthase subunit beta, mitochondrial
Exons: 10
Coding region: 66-1619 (517 amino acids)
Biological process (GO): proton transmembrane transport; proton motive force-driven mitochondrial ATP synthesis
Molecular function (GO): ATP hydrolysis activity; ATP binding; proton-transporting ATP synthase activity, rotational mechanism
Source: RefSeq, a predicted model, not a curated record